Molecule: messenger RNA, 1086 nt
Organism: Colletotrichum graminicola M1.001
Lineage: Eukaryota; Fungi; Ascomycota; Sordariomycetes; Glomerellales; Glomerellaceae
Exons: 2
Coding region: 1-1086 (361 amino acids)
Source: RefSeq, a predicted model, not a curated record
AUGCAUCGUCAACAAUGGCCAGCGCGCAAUCCUGUCCAGGUCCAGCCGCAGAACCGCGACCCGACUGCUUCCAUGAUACCUUCGCACAGUAUCCGCCACAACACCGGCCCUCCACGUUUCAGAAAACCCGCCGAUGCUGUUUCCGUCACUUCGUCGGCCUCAAAAGAACCAAAUCCCGGUUUCGACAACCGCAGCCAGGAUGCCGACGACAGCAGGUUCUCGACGCCGGCGUCGGGUCCGUCAGCAGGCAUCAUCAACCCAUUUGAUCUUUCUGCCGCCGCACCUUCGGAGCCUCGUCACGUCCUCGUCCGCGUGGAGGGCGACGCCGGUGCGUACCUCGGCGAUGUUACGGGACGGCCAGUCCCUUCUAAGCUUAGUCUGCCCACCGAGAUGGACGGCUCACGAUCGGUCACUAGCGGAGACCAGAUCGAAACUGGCUGGAGCCUUGACUAUUAUGGCUUGUCUCGCACUCGACGAGAGUAUGGAAAUGGCAUUGGGUGGCGCUGCCAAGAAUCAGAGGCUGUGGCAGAUGCUCAGGGAAACUUUGGAUGGCCUCGAAAGUACGUAUGCGCCAUGUGCUCACUGCAUUGGAAGGCCAUGCCUUUGCCAGCCAAGGUCAUCCGAGGCGAUAUUAGUCAGAGGGACAGAAUUGAUCUAAGAAUUGCCCAUCUUCAUUCUCCCCGAAAGAAUGGCCACAAAUCCUAUCUGACGGGGCUAGCCAGCCGUAUCGAGAACGGCCAACCUCUGAGCUCCAUUGACCAGGAGAUUUGCUCGCGGCUGAUGCUCAUGUUCAACGACAGGGACGCCCGCGGGCAAAAGUCCAUUUCUCAGCCCAUCAACACAGUCCUGGGUCCGGAGGAUGUCAGCAGCCCUGCCGUCUUACGAGAGCACACCCAGUGGAUGUCGUACCUCGGGCUGCACACUCCUGAGAUGCACCGACGGGAUUUCUUCGAUCCGAGGAAUAAUCAGUGGUACUACCGCGAGUACAACCUCGAUGACGACUUCGAGAACGCGUGCGAGAAUAUUCGGAUCAUUUCCUACGCGACGGGACGCCCAGUGAAGGCCUCUGACUUUCUCUGGCGCUGA